AUGUCACAACCACAACAACCCAACUCCGCCUUACAAGGCCAAUCCUUUCCUUGUGCCAAUAUAAAUGGAGAGAAACCCUUUGCACCGUCUGCGGCUUCUACCCAGGGGGGUUCUAAACGGACAUCCAAGUAUUGCGACCGUGACUGUCAGAGGGACGAUUGGAUCCAUCACGCACCGUAUUGCACGCUCCCGUUCGUAAAUUCGACAUGGGUCCCAUCCUGGUCAGUCGAAGGCCGAGAGCCCAUGUUCAGUCGGGAAGGUUACGUGGCACCCUUCGCGACACACAAAAACAUCUGGGGUGAUGUUCCGGCGUUGGAUAUCCUGAAGCUGGCCCAGAACGAGGGUGUGCAAUACGAUCAAGACUUGGCACUCUUGUUUGCUGGCAAGUAUCGCCCUACAUCUGGAGACCUUCGUAAUGUCAUCAAAACCGUCACCUCUCUCCCCUGGACGUUCCGAAAUGAUCUCAGAAUCACAAUCAACGACAAUGACCUCGAAGUUGUGGCAAGGAACAUCAUCCUGCUCCUCACUGCCCUCUUCAGCGCCGAACCUGAAGAUGCAGCCACUCGUAUGAUUCACAUCUGGUAUUCUGCUUUUGUCCGACGAAGUGAUCUCGAGUUUUUACGCGGCGUGGUCCGCCCCAAAAUCGAGAGAGUUUGCAGCAAUCUUGAAGGUGAGGAUCCGGAACGUCUACACUCGGAAACCUUUUCAUGCGGGCCCUACUCCCGGGUCAUUGUCGUGCUGCCCAAGAAGUCGUGGUUUGCGCUCCUCAAGUACUUUGAGGUGCCAGAGGGCCUGUCUCUUGACCAAGCUCGACAAAUUCGAACUGCUGUUACCCUACCAGCCGGCCACCUUGACUACAUAGAACGCACUUAUGUUCCCUUAUUGCCAGCACAACGCAUCUGCUGGCAUCGGUUCCGUUUAGAUGGUGUCCUGUUGCCCUUUGGGGCAUCCAGGAAGCCAUUUGACACACCAAAUCCGUUAGUGUACCUCCACUUCUUUUGCCCAAAUGCCCACUGGCCGUACAGAGGUGAUUUGCAGCCUAUCCACGGAUGGGGCUUUGGUGAAGUCAUCAAGAUAUCGACUGGAGAAGCUUCUAUGGACCACUAUGGGAAGCUCUUCUACUAUCUUCAGGAGCUCUUUGUUAAGUUUUGCGGAGAGUUGAGAUCGAGAAACAUAUCUUUUCGCCUCUACUACCAGGACAUUCAGCACUUGGCCAGAAACCUACGGGUCCAGUCCUUUGCAAGGAUCGAGUUAUCCAACAUCUCAGAAGAACCCUACAUAGACCCUGACCUUGUCUCGAGAUGUCUUGUCCCCCUAUUACAAGUUCGAACCACGAAUCCUUACGCCACACUCAUCAUGCUGUUCACAAAAGCUGUCUGGGCCCAGAUGAAUACUUCCUAUGGAAUUCCGGCGAUGGCGAAAUGCGCACCCACAAUGGCGACCUUGAUACCUCAAGUGGUGAUGCCACCGGAUAACCAGGACCCGAUAGUGUCAAAGAUGCUUUCGGGGAUGGGACUCAUCAUCGACGUCGACCAUUUAUUCGACAAGUAUUUGGAUUCCAACCAAGCCCAUCGCAUGAAUCGCGAUAGCAUGGCUGUCAAGGAGAAUCACACAAUUGUAGAGAAGUGGCCCUUUCGGCCUAAGCUCACGCUAGGGCAGUAUGGUACCCCUGGGGAGUUGGCAGUUAUGCUGAGCUCUGCAGCUCUAGGACUGGCAAGAUACGUGGAGUACAAGUCUCUCUUAUCCUGA
This is a messenger RNA of Fusarium falciforme, 1749 nucleotides long. RefSeq names its product DUF4470 domain-containing protein. The record is from RefSeq and is a predicted model, not a curated record. Lineage: Eukaryota; Fungi; Ascomycota; Sordariomycetes; Hypocreales; Nectriaceae. The transcript is spliced from 6 exons. The coding region runs from base 1 to 1749 and encodes 582 amino acids.